Hypomesus transpacificus is the source of this 3177-nucleotide messenger RNA. RefSeq names its product WD repeat-containing protein 48-like. Lineage: Eukaryota; Metazoa; Chordata; Actinopteri; Osmeriformes; Osmeridae. The record is from RefSeq and is a predicted model, not a curated record. The transcript has 21 exons. Gene Ontology annotation, biological process: double-strand break repair via homologous recombination; protein deubiquitination. The coding region runs from base 16 to 2316 and encodes 766 amino acids. Gene Ontology annotation, molecular function: ubiquitin binding.
GACGCAAGUUCGACAAUGCGAUCAGAAACAUGCUCUGGUGGAAUGUGCAACAACGGUGCUCAGAAAGGGGGUUUUGUACACCUCGACGGGGUUCUACUGUGUUGGAGCUGGCAACCGUUCAAACAUGACGUCAAGCUGUCAACAUGCAAGAUGGCGACACAUCACAGACAGAAUUCUGCUGGGCGGAGAAAAGUCCAGAGAUCUUCCGACGUCAGAAGGGAUGCCGCCUCACGCCCCCUUAAUCUGAAAAGGAACUGCUGUCUGGCCAGUCAGCGUCAGAGGAUUGUGUUUUGCUUGUCUGUCAAGAGUGCAGUUCUACAAUCAUUAGCCUUGAAGGUGUCAUAUGUAAUCAGGGAUGAGGUGGAGAAGUAUAACCGCAAUGGGGUGAAUGCUCUGCAGCUAGACCCCACCCUCAACCGCCUCUUCACUGCCGGCAGGGACUCAAUAAUCAGGAUAUGGAGUGUCAACCAGCACAAGCAGGACCCGUACAUUGCCUCCAUGGAGCACCACACAGACUGGGUCAACGACAUUGUCCUCUGCUGCAAUGGAAAGACAUUAAUAUCUGCCUCCUCUGACACCACAGUCAAGGUGUGGAAUGCCCAUAAGGGCUUCUGCAUGUCCACACUGAGAACACACAAGGACUAUGUGAAAGCCCUAGCUUAUGCCAGAGAUAAGGAGCUGGUGGCUUCGGCAGGGCUGGACAGACAGAUCUUCCUGUGGGAUGUCAACACUUUGACCGCCCUCACAGCCUCCAACAACACUGUAACUACAUCCUCUCUGAGUGGCAACAAGGACUCCAUCUACAGUUUGUCCAUGAACCAGAUGGGCACUGUCAUCGUGUCGGGUUCCACUGAGAAGGUCCUGAGAGUGUGGGACCCCAGGACGUGUGCCAAGUUGGUGAAGCUGAAGGGACACACAGACAACGUGAAGUCUUUGGUGCUCAGUAGAGACGGGAUGCAGUGUCUAUCCGGCAGCUCCGACGGGACCAUCCGUCUGUGGUCGCUAGGGCAACAGCGAUGCAUUGCCACCUACCGCGUUCACGAUGAGGGUGUGUGGGUUCUGCAGGCCAACGAGGCCUUUACCCACGUGUACUCUGGGGGGCGAGACAGGAAGGUGUACUGCACAGACCUGCGAAGCCCCGACAUCCGCCUGCUGAUCUGUGAGGAGAAGGCCCCUGUUCUCAAGAUGGAGCUGGACAGGUCAGCUGACCCCCCCAGUAGCAUCUGGGUCUCCACCACCAAGUCCACCGUCAACAAAUGGUCUCUGAAGGGCAUCCACAACUUCCGGGCGUCGGGAGAUUAUGACAACGACUGUAGCACUCCCCUAACUCCCCUUUGUACUCAGCCUGAAAUGGUCAUAAAAGGUGGAGCUAGCAUCAUUCAGUGCCACAUCCUCAAUGACAAGAGGCACAUCUUGACCAAAGACACCAACAACAACGUGGCCUAUUGGGAUGUUCUCAAGGCCUGUAAGCUGGAGGAUCUGGGGAAGAUGGAGUUUGAUGAGGAAAUCAAGCGGAAGUUUAAAAUGGUCUAUGUUCCUAACUGGUUCUCUGUGGACCUGAAGACAGGGAUGCUGACCAUCACACUGGAUGAGAGCGACUGCUUUGCUGCCUGGGUGUCAGCCAGGGACGCAGGGUUCUCCAGCCCCGAUGCGUCAGACCCCAAGUUAAACCUGGGAGGCCUCCUGCUCCAGGCCCUGCUGGAGUACUGGCCACGCACACACAUGAACCCCCUGGACGAGGAUGCGGACAUGAACCACAUGAAUGGGGAACACGAAAGCAGGAUACAGAGGGGAAACGGCCACUUUCAGGUUCCUCCUCACACUCCCGUCAUCUUUGGAGAAGCAGGAGGAAGGACUCUGUUCAGGCUGUUGUGUCGAGACUCGGGGGGUGAGACAGAGUCGAUGCUGCUCAACGAGACAGUGCCUCAGUGGGUCAUCGACAUCACUGUGGACAAAAACAUGCCCAAGUUCAACAAGAUCCCCUUCUAUCUCCAACCUCACUUCUCAUCUGGAGCCAAAACCCUGAAGAAGGAUCGGUUGUCAGCCAGCGACAUGCUGCAGGUGAGGAAGGUGAUAGAGCAUGUAUAUGAGAAGAUCAUCAACCUGGACAGUGAAUCGCAGACGGGCACCUUGGCCAGUGAGAAGCCCAGCGAGGCCAAGGAGGAAGAGGAUGUGUCCAUAAUGGCAGAGGAAAAGAUUGAGCUGCUCUGUCAGGACCAGCUGCUGGUUCCGAAUAUGGACCUGAGAACCGUGAAGCACUUCAUCUGGAAGAGUGGAGGAGACCUCACUCUUCACUACAGACAGAAGUCUACAUGAGACCUGCAACAACACCCAACUGCAGCUUGAUACCCUCCUCUUCAUCCUCCUCCUUUUCUGGCACCACAUGGUUCGAAGGCAUCGCAAACCAGUAACAGCAGUCAGGACUAUGACUCUGCAUCCUGAGACACCUGUUCUGCUACUUCCCUCAGUACACCCAUGUCCAUUACCCUGUCCAUGCUCUGAGCUCAGAGGAGAGAAGUGGGGUCAAGGAAGAAAGACACAUCCAGGAUAGGUAUGACAGUGUAGGUGUACAGCAAAUGGACAGCGGACAUUCAAAUGGCACUUUUUCGUAUUUUUCAUGGGCUGGUUUGGUUGUGUUAUUUUCCACAAGUGAGAUAGUGCUGGUCAGCCUGAGAGAGGAGCCACAAUAGACUGCUACCAACAUGGUGGCUGACCAGCACUCUCCUGACUGUCUGUCUUUUCUCACACACGUGUUCCACAACUAUCUGGAUCAACAGAGCUGGAUGCUGACUGGCCUACUAGAGGACAUGAUAGAGUACGGUCCUGCUGACACCUAUCCAGUCAGUGUAGAAGCACAUACAGUCAAGUUGGCCACAUGUCUCUCUGGCGAGUGAUUGGUUGUGUAGUGAGUCUUCUCUUCGUCCUCUUCUCCUCCAUCCUUUGCCAGACCUCUCCCAGACGGUGAUUAAAAUGAAUUGUAGAGGGGUGUGAAGGGAAUCAUUAACUACUUUCUUUCUGUUUGUUUUGUAUUCAUACAAAUAAUCUCGACUGGGCUGUGGUGUUGUCCAAACUGAAAUGGAACACAUCAACAAUGUAAAUUAAUGGACAGUGUCAUAUAGCAGAUGUAUUAUAAUAAAGACUUACAUUUUAGUCCAAAAAAAUUAAAUACAAAUCCUA